Molecule: messenger RNA, 966 nt
Organism: Haemonchus placei
Lineage: Eukaryota; Metazoa; Nematoda; Chromadorea; Rhabditida; Trichostrongylidae
Source: the annotation of a GenBank genome assembly
CCUAUAUUAAGCAUUUCAGUGUUCGCUGCAUGCGACGAAAUGAUGAGAAAGAAGAAGAACGGAUUGAAGAGAGUGAUAAGUGGAACAUCGAAACUGCUAAAGUCCACAACAAGAGGUGUUUAUCUCGCAGCAGUCAUAUACAAAGAUGGAAAACUUUUGUGUACAAACGAUGACUGCAUUCCAAUGUUGUCUGUUGACGAGGCCGUUACAACCAUUUCAAGUGAACAUCACUACUGGCUCUUGAAAAUGUCGUGGUGUUGGCAAUACAUCAUCGGUCUGAUCGACUCGAAUCCCAGUCACUACGAUAACAGCGAAAGCCUAACUUUUCGCUCCAAACUCAUGAACGCUGUGUCAGCAAUGCGUUCAGCACUUGGACUGGACAACAUUGGUCAUUUGCAUUAUGUUCCUGUAAUUCACGAUGACACAAUUUUUCUAGUGACCGUACGGUUUUUAGAUCUCGAUCAACAAAUUCAGGGUGUUAAUUUGAAAUGGAUAUCGUUCCAAAAGGUGCUAAGAAAAAAGUGGCCUAGCCCUGCACAGAAUGCCCUCGUACGAGAGGUUCUGAACAUCGUUAGUUUCUACAGAAGCAGCAAAGUGACGCUAAAGAGAGGUUUAUAUCUUUGCUAUAUGAAGUUAUGCUGCUCUUUGAACGCAAUACAUGUGGUUGUUCCAAAUAAUUUACCAUCCUUUCUUCCUCACGUAUUUGUUCGAGAUAAUCCAGAUGUCACAGAGGAAGAAUGGCAGUUUCUCAAGGCAUUGGAUCAAAAUCCGGACCCCAUCCCCUCGCCUAAUCAGACAAAAUUCCAAACAGAUAUCUCUACAGCGAUUCACACUCUCUUCCAUGAUCUCGAUAUCGAUUCGGAUAUUGUACCAGGACAUCGAUUGUACCAUAUCACAUCAGGCUUUGACUUUAGCGCCAAAACGAGUAGAGCGAUCUGUUCAAUAAUCCUUCCGGUGAAAAUGUAG